This is a messenger RNA of Schistosoma mattheei, 1938 nucleotides long. The record is from the annotation of a GenBank genome assembly. Lineage: Eukaryota; Metazoa; Platyhelminthes; Trematoda; Strigeidida; Schistosomatidae.
AUGAGAAAAGAUAAAUCCUUUCAAUUAAAUCAUCGUGUUCGUUUACGCAUUUUACCAUCAAUUCAAACGUCAACUAGUCAAUCAACUGAAAUAUGGCCAGUUAAACCAUCAAAUUCAUUAAAUUAUAGAUGGAAACUUUCAAAUGCAAUUGAUAAAUUUCUUCAUCCAAAUUGUUCACCACCUUGUAAUCCAGACGUUGGUAUCUGGCAGAUAACACAACAAAAUGUAAACAGUCUAUCAGUCACAUGGGCUCAACUUUCAUUGCUUCAAGAACAAGGAAAAUCGCAAACAGAUAUACCAGAUGAAAAUUUGUCUAACUGUCCGUGGGAAAAAUUUGAUCAUUUACAAAAUUUACUUAUUUUUGCACCAACUUUAGUUUCAGCUCAGAAAAAUCUAGGUCUUGUCACUGGUCUUGCUAACGAUGGUCAACUCUAUCUAUCGCCUUGGUCAGCACCUUCGAAUCAUUUUAGAGCACACAUCGAAUCAUCUGAACUUGGAAUAGUUGAAGCGGCUGUAGUUGAUCGUAUGGGAAGUUGUGCACGCCAUACAAAUAAGUUCGAAGGUCAAGAACUGAUGGGACAAUCAAUGCAAAACAGAUUCUCUUCAUUCUCAAGUUUAGAUAAUGAUGUGAUUAUGAAUUUCACAGUAUUUACGGGUGAAGGUUUUCGACGUAAAAUAGUAAAUGAUGAUACUUUGGCAACAAUGUCUCGAGGCAAUGUUCAUUUAUAUGAUAUAAGUGGUAGACAAGUAGGUUCAUCACAUUGGAUUGGUUUAGAGAAAGAUAAAUCAACAAUAUUUGGUAUCAUUAUUGGCAAUUCUGUUCAACCAUCAAGUCAUAAAUUUCAUAUAACGGAUAAUCCAGAAAAGAAUGUGGGUGUUCAAUUUUCAAUAUAUGUGGCUGGAUCCAAUCCACAACUGCCAACAAAUUUCAAUCAUCGCGUAGUAAUGCACUUUAGCGCAGAUCAUGGUCGACCAUGGACAGGAGGACAUAGUCUAGUAGAUAGAUGGCUACUAAUUUCAGCUUUGGAUGAUUACCUUAGACCUCAUUGUAUGGGAAGCAUGAUAUGUAGAAAUGAUAUGGAUAUUAUUUUACUUACACUUAACUAUCAAGAAGCUCCACCAAUUUUCAUACCUGGACCUGGAUUUGAAGGUAAUCAUGAGACGUUUAUUCCAAAUUAUGAAAAUAAAAGAGAAUAUAAAGAUUUGCUUGAUAUUGGUCCAUCUAUUUCAUCGUCAUCAUCAUCCUCAUCAUUAUCAUCGUUAUCAACUUCAUCUAUACAGGAUGAAAUGAAUGGAUCAAGAAUAAUUCUACUUGGGACUCUUUUACCAGUUUGUAUAUCAUUUAUUAUACUAUUAUUAGGUAUAUUAGCAUUUGUAUGGUAUCGUAAAAAUGGUAGAUCAUGUACAGAUGGAUUAACAUCGCAUACAUCCAUUGUUAAUAGUGGACAUAGUGUUGUAAAUCUAGAAACUGAAAAAAUGUUAACAACAAUAACUAGUCCAAAAAAAUUGACAAGCAAUGGUCGUCAGUCAAAGAAUACAAAACCAGAUAAUAUGAACAGUGGAAACACUUCAAAUGGAUCUGAUAAAACAUGUUUAUCCCCUACAAAACCAAUGAUAUUAAUUAAUGAACGACCACCGUUUACACCACCGGACUAUAAUCCAGGAUUUACUGACUCCACGGACAGACUACCUAUGACACAUUUAUCUCAAUCACAAAUUCCAUUACAAAAUACUAAUGAAACAUUAAUUCCUGGAAUGAUGGAUAAUAGACAGAAUCAGACAAAAACAAGUUUUACUUUACGACCUAAUCCAUAUAGAAAUUUACCUCCAGCAAUUGAAACAAAACCAGGAAUGCCUUCUCCUGCCUCACAAAUUCCCUAUGCACCAUUUCGUAAAAUUAUGACGUUCCCUAAUUCAUCAACUGAUCACAAACAAUAG